AUGGGAGGCCUCAAAUCGCGCAAGAAAAGGCCAGAAACGGCUGCGGAAAUGGAAAAAAUGAUAAACGAAAUGAAAAAAAAGGUACAACUUUCAGAGGGUCAAAGAAAGGCCCUGUUUGAAGAAUGCGAAACAGAACAAAAGAACAACACCGAAAAAAUCGAAACCCUAAAGAAGGAAGUGUCGCAAUUAAUCGUAACUUUACGAAACAAAACUAGUAAUAGCGUAAAGGACAGGAUUAGAAUCCCACAACUCAAUUCUGUAGCAGCAUACUUGGGUGAAAAGAUGUGCAACGAAGUGAUAGUCGUCCUAGACUUACAGGUCAUAGACAAAGUAAAAAAACUAGACCUAAUUCGCUACAAAAUCGCCGAGAAGGAACGCUGUUUAAAAGAAAUGGCCAAACAAUAUCAGCAACUGCAAUCGCAACAAGUUAAAAAGAGUUUCGCAAAAAAAAUCAAAGCGCCAGUUACCAGAACCACCUUCAGCAUAGAAAAUCAAAUUCACGCGGUUCAAGUGCAAUGGCGUGAAGCAAAUCACAUAAAAACGCGUUACAUUGACAUAAAAAGGUCCCUCUUAAACGAGACAGCAAGUUAUCAUGCUAUCAUAAAAAAUACGGAACAAGAACUCAAAAUUCAAGAGUCCGAAAUAGAAAAAUUACAAAAGAUAGGCGCUGAAGCAGCCAAAAAGAAAGCUUUCGUAAGAACAGAAUUGUUACACGAAGAAAAAUCAGCCGUCCUUUCAGCUAUGGAAAGGGAAAGGUUGGAAUCCCAAGGAAGACGACUGGUGGCUGAAGGUCGUCAAGAAUUAGAAAAACUGGAACAACUAAUUUUCAUGAGCGGAAAAACUCAAGAAAGACAGGACGAGGAAAACCCAGAGGAAGGACAACUGGACGAAGACCAACUCCUUAGUCCCAAUCCCGAACAAGACCUCAUCGAUACGUUUGAUAAGUUAAAAGAAACUGCCGGUGCUAAAGAUGCUGAAGAAACUUUAGAGAAAUUCCAGAUACAAAGAACAACGCUUUCGCGAUUAGAAAAUUUAAAGGCAACGUCUGAGAAACAAAAGAGUAAGUUAGAAAGACGAAUUCAACAACUGACUAACCAGCUGGAAGCUUUUAAAUUUGCUGAAGUCAAAGAAGCCGAGCAAAACAUAGAAGAUAUAGANUGGAAGGUAAUUGGAUCCGAAGAGGAAGAAGAAGUGCCUACGAGAGACCAUCUCAAGAAACAAGCCCAAAUGGUUGUUGAAGCAAAAUCGCGAAAAAAAGUUAUGAGAUUUGCGCAAAGAAAAUAAUAUAAAUA
This is a messenger RNA of Agrilus planipennis (emerald ash borer), 1292 nucleotides long. RefSeq lists its product as uncharacterized. Gene Ontology annotation, biological process: outer dynein arm assembly; cilium movement. Gene Ontology annotation, cellular component: cilium. Bases 1 to 1284 code for a protein of 427 amino acids. The record is from RefSeq and is a predicted model, not a curated record. Lineage: Eukaryota; Metazoa; Arthropoda; Insecta; Coleoptera; Buprestidae. The transcript is spliced from 8 exons.